This is a messenger RNA of Otolemur garnettii (small-eared galago), 1164 nucleotides long. RefSeq names its product glyoxalase domain containing 4 (gene GLOD4). Bases 82 to 978 code for a protein of 298 amino acids. The transcript is spliced from 9 exons. The record is from RefSeq and is a predicted model, not a curated record. Lineage: Eukaryota; Metazoa; Chordata; Mammalia; Primates; Galagidae.
CAAUCAGUGACGUCACCGUGCGGCGCGGCGGCGGUGGGCAGGGCGGCGCGGCGCGGUGACGGCUCAGAGACUGCGGGAGUCAUGGCUGCUCGCCGAUUUCUGCACUUCGUCUUCAAAGUGGGAAACCGCUUCCACACCGCGCGUUUCUAUCGGGAUGUCCUGGGAAUGAAGGUUCUGCGGCAUGAGGAAUUUGAAGAAGGCUGCAAAGCUGCCUGUAAUGGGCCUUACGAUGGUAGAUGGAGUAAAACAAUGGUGGGAUUUGGGCCUGAGGAUGAUCAUUUUGUUGUAGAACUGACUUACAAUUAUGGCAUUGGAGACUACAAGCUUGGCAAUGACUUCAUGGGUAUCACGCUUGCUUCUACUGAGGCUGUCAACAAUGCCAGAAAGCUGCGAUGGCCACUCAGGGAAAUUGCAGAAGGUGUUUUUGAAACUGAGGCCCCAGGAGGAUAUAAGUUCUAUUUGCAGAAUCAGAAUCCACCUCAGUCAGAUCCUGUUUUAAAAGUAACUCUAACAGUGUCUGAUCUUCAGAAGUCCUUGAACUACUGGUCUAAUUUACUGGGAAUGAAAAUUUAUGAAAAAGAUGAAGAGAAGCAAAGGGCUGUACUGGGCUAUGCUGAUAACCAGUGUAAGCUGGAGCUACAGGCCAUCAAGGGUGCAGUUGAUCAUGCAACAGCGUUUGGAAGAAUUGCUUUUUCUUGCCCCCAAAAGGAGUUGCCAGACUUAGAAGACUUGAUGAAAAGGGAGAACCAGAAGAUUCUGACUCCUCUGGUGAGCCUUGAUACCCCAGGGAAAGCGACAGUGCAAGUGGUCAUUCUGGCUGACCCUGAUGGCCAUGAAAUUUGCUUUGUUGGGGAUGAAGCGUUUCGAAAACUUUCUAAGAUGGAUCCAGAGGGAAGCAAAUUGCUGGAUGAAGCAAUGGCAGCAGAUAAAAGUGAUGAGUGGUUUGCUAAACACAAUAAACCGAAGGCUUCAGGUUAACAGAAGACAUCACGUGGAAGAAGCAUUUGUGAUUCCCAUCCGGCACCUGGGAGGCCUGAUGAUGAUAAACGUUCUCACCACUUGGUGGUUUCCUAUACAGGCUGGGAGGCCUGAGUGAUGAAGAUUUGUAUAUUUCAAUCUUUGAAAGCUCUGAUGUAUCUUAAAAAUAAAAUAUCAUUAAUCCAG